AUGCCAAUAUCCUCUUCCGGGCGUAGCAGUCCGGCACGCUCAAAACAACCCAGCAUCGACAAAGGAAGUGUAAAACCACCAUUUGUUGUUCCUCCUCCCACUCUCGUAAAGCCUAGAAAACCAUCUCCUGUAACGACGAACAAGGAUUUAUCUAAAAUUAAUACUGGAGCUAUGGAUUACACGACUGCUGCUCCUGCUAUACAUUUACCCCCGCCUGUAGAAAUCAGGAGUAAUGUGACGACACAGUAUGACAGGGAGAACCAUGAUGCAAGAAUGUUGCUCAAGGUGGUGCCUGCUAUUAGUGCAUAUUGUGCUAGUAGCAUAUUCAUGACAGUCACCAACAAGUUAACACUUUAUUACUUUCGGAUUCCGACCUUCUUGAUGUUGGCUGCUCAGACAACCAUAUCGCUAUUACUGUUGGAGGCCUUUACGAGAGCUAACUGGGUAAAGCAUCGACGAUUCAAUGCAUCUGAGGCUGCCAAAUGGAUGCCAGUGGCAUUAGCACUCGUAGCAAUGACAUUCUCAGGUUUCAAAGCACUGGAACAUUUGAGUAUACCAAUAUUCCAGAUAUUCAAGAACCUCACCAUUAUUAUAAUCGCGUAUGCUGAAAGGCACUUUUACUCUGGGUCUCCUGUAACAGUCAGCAUGUUCUUCUCAUUCACCCUAAUGGUCUUCUCGUCAAUCCUCGGCGCAAUCGGAGACUCUAGAUCCACCUUCCCGACAACACACGCGUCCUCUUACUUCUGGAUGCUAAUCAACAUUGCAUCGACAGCCUACUACACCCUUAUAAUGAGAUCCCGGAUACGACAAUCGGGAUUUAAGGAUUUCGAUAUGGUAUAUUACAACAAUAUCUUGUCUAUUCCACUACUGGCUGUGCUGGCAACGGUUACAGAGACGUCUCAGAUAUCGAGCUUUUAUGCAAAGUAUUUUGGAAGUGGAUUGAGUGCGCUGGAGAGGUAUCAGAGAAGAGAUGAGGUGGCGGUUUUGAUUGGAGUUGUGCUGGUUAGUAGUGCUAGUACUUUUGCGAUUUCUUAUGCUACUGCUCUGUGUGUCAGGGUGACGAGUAGUACGACUUACAGCAUGGUUGGAGCACUAAAUAAGCUUCCCAUAGCUGUUGCUGGGAUGCUAGUGUUUCCUCAGGACUUGACAAUUGGAAACGUCCUUGGAGUUUUGAUUGCAUUCUUGAGUGGCAUAAUAUACGCUCAAGCCAAAACAGCACAGACUGCACUAUACGGUCUAUCACCAAAUGGUUAUAUAGGAGGCGACGAAAAGUACUCGCCAACGGAAAGCGUGGAUGGCAGUCUAGGUGGUCGCUUUGGAUCCGAUAUGAACUUGCCGCAUAGUAACAAGUCAACAUAA
This is a messenger RNA of Synchytrium microbalum, 1359 nucleotides long. RefSeq lists its product as uncharacterized. The transcript has 5 exons. Bases 1 to 1359 code for a protein of 452 amino acids. Gene Ontology annotation, cellular component: Golgi apparatus. Gene Ontology annotation, molecular function: antiporter activity; GDP-mannose transmembrane transporter activity. The record is from RefSeq and is a predicted model, not a curated record. NCBI's taxonomy places the organism in Eukaryota, Fungi, Chytridiomycota, Chytridiomycetes, Synchytriales, Synchytriaceae.